AUAAUAACCAUGUUGAGAUCUUUUGUUUCUACUCAAAGAGCAUCUAUUCGUUCUUUAGCUACUUUUGCUUCUCCUGAAUCAGUUUUACCAAAAAAAUAUGGUGGUAAAUAUACUGUUACUUUAAUUCCUGGUGAUGGUAUUGGUAAAGAAAUUACUGAUUCAGUUAAAACCAUUUUCCAACAAACCAAUGUUCCAAUUGAAUGGGAAGUUGUUGAUGUUUCCGGUUUAGGUGAAUCAACUGGUGUUACUGAAGCCGUUGAAUCUUUAAAAAGAAAUAAAGUUGGUUUAAAAGGUAUUUUAUAUACUCCAACCACUUCUUCCGGUAAAUCUUUAAAUGUUGCAUUAAGAAAAGAAUUGGAUAUUUAUGCUUCUUUAGUUUUAAUUAAAAAUAUCCCUGGUGUUAAAUCAAGAUUAGAUAAUAUUGAUUUUGCUUUAGUUAGAGAAAAUACUGAAGGUGAAUAUUCUGGUUUAGAACAUCAAUCUUAUCCUGGUGUUGUUGAAUCCUUAAAAAUCAUGACUAGAUUCAAAUCUGAAAGAAUUGCUAAAUUUGCUUUUGAUUUUGCUAAAAAAAAUAAUAGAAAAUUAGUUACUGCUAUUCAUAAAGCUAAUAUCAUGAAAUUAGGUGACGGUUUAUUCAGAACUACUGUUAAAGACGUUGGUGCUUUAUACCCAGGUAUUAACGUUAGUGAUUUAAUUGUUGAUAACGCUUCUAUGCAAGCUGUUGCUAAACCUGAACAAUUUGAUGUCUUAGUUACUCCUAAUUUGUAUGGUUCUAUUCUUUCUAAUAUUGGUGCUGCUUUAAUCGGUGGUCCUGGUUUAGUUCCUGGUGCUAACUUUGGUAGAGAAUAUGCUGUUUUCGAACCUGGUUGUAGACAUGUUGGUUUAGAUAUUAAAGGUCAAAAUACCGCUAAUCCAACCGCUAUGAUCUUAUCUGCUACCAUGUUAUUAAGACACUUGGGCUUAAACCAACACGCCGAUUCAAUCUCUAAAGCUACUUAUGACGUUAUCGCUGAAGGUAAAGUUAGAACUAGAGACAUCGGUGGUACCUCCUCAACUACUGAAUUUACUGAAGCCAUCUUAGCUAAAUUAGAUUAAACAAGCUAGUCCCUCCUUCUUUUUUUCUCUAUCAUUUAUUCAUUUAUAAACAAUAAUAUAUUUCAAUCGUU
Molecule: messenger RNA, 1166 nt
Organism: Hyphopichia burtonii NRRL Y-1933
Lineage: Eukaryota; Fungi; Ascomycota; Pichiomycetes; Serinales; Debaryomycetaceae
Gene: IDH1
Product: isocitrate dehydrogenase (NAD(+))
Exons: 2
Coding region: 10-1095 (361 amino acids)
Biological process (GO): isocitrate metabolic process; tricarboxylic acid cycle
Cellular component (GO): mitochondrion
Molecular function (GO): NAD binding; magnesium ion binding; isocitrate dehydrogenase (NAD+) activity
Source: RefSeq, a predicted model, not a curated record